AUGGACCCACGUCUAACUGCGUCAUCUGGCUAUGAAUACCUAGUUAGGAAUAGAAGCGAAAAUCCCGCAGAAUCCGAGAACGAGUGGAAAAAUUUGAUUAUGGAGAAUCAAAGACUAACACAAAGAGUUGCCUUUCUGGAGAAAAUCGGGAAAAAUCAAGAGAAUUUUGACGGCUUCACAAAAGAGAUUGAUAGACUGAAUGCUCUUGUGGUGGUGAGAGACGCCGAAAUCCAAGAGCUCACGAAGAAUUCUAAUCCAAAAGUGGAAAUGGAAGGUUUCGAAGCGAAAAAGAAAGAAUGGGAGAAUAAGUCGGCCAAAAUGAAGGGACAUAUCAAAUCUUUGGAAAAAAAAUUGGAGGCGAGCAAUGAUUUUCGCUUCAAAAUCACUGAAGAGAUGGAAGCACUACUAGAAGAAGAUGUCAGUCCCAACCAGACGAUGUGCCUCAAAAUGGCCCGACAGACUUCUGAGUACCAUAAGGAAUUGUGGAAGAAAGUGAGAUCCAAUUUCGAGCACCUGAGAAAUGCGAAUCGCGGACUACAAAUGAGUCUUGAGGAGCUGGAAGUGGAAAAAGAAAAUAUGGAAUUCGAAUUGGGAAGACGAGGUACCGCUAUCAAGGAAUUCAAAAAGAAAGAGAAGAGAGCAGGUCAGAGAAUUCAGGAGUUGGAAAAAUCAAUUGAAUUGAAAGAGCAAAAUGAGGAAAAAUUGAGAUCCGAAAAUGCUGAAAUUUGUAAGAAGUUCUGGGACCAAACAGCUCAAGUGGACACACUGAUCAAGAUGCUUGGAGAUAAAACCGUUCGGAUCAUUGGAGAUGGCAUGGUUGUUCAAGAGCAACAACGAUACAUCCAAAGUCUUGAACAAUCAAAUGCAGAAGACAUCAAACGAAGAGUUCAAGAUUUGGCUGCCAAAUUGAAUAGAAACGCAAACAUCUGCAAGCAAAACUUCGAAAACCGACUGGAUGCUCAAAAUCAGCAAGUGCAAAAGAUGGAGGAAUCGGCGAAGUUGCUGAUGCAGGAAGUGUUUUCCCUGCGAUUCAACUACAAAGAAUCGUUGGAAGUGGUUCAGAAGCUGAAAAGUAAAAAUUCUGAAUUGGAGAAGAUGCUGUCAUAUGUCGUGGAGGAAGAGGAGAAGAACCACUAUGCCAAGAUGGCAAGAUGGAGCGCAGUAGGGAUCAGAAGUUUGAAGAGGAAGAGGGAGGAAUAA
Molecule: messenger RNA, 1200 nt
Organism: Caenorhabditis briggsae
Lineage: Eukaryota; Metazoa; Nematoda; Chromadorea; Rhabditida; Rhabditidae
Exons: 10
Coding region: 1-1200 (399 amino acids)
Source: RefSeq, a predicted model, not a curated record